UCAGACAGAACCUUUCCUAUACGCGGAGACACACUGUGAGCUAUUGCUUGCUGCAGAUAUUGUAAUGUAGAGGACAUACACAUCAUUUAGUGUUCACACAAGAGGACUCAGCAAGCACUUCAUCUUAGAGCUAAAAGAUGGCUUCCACGGUAACAACAAGCAGCCUAUCUACGGACAGAACCUCCACGAAUAUUACAGACUCCACACUCUCAAAGCUGCCUGAAGAUUACCACACAGUCCUUCUGGUCAUCUUCUCUGUGGUUCUGCUCUGCGGUACCAUCAGCCUGAGUCUGAUGAUGCACAUCAUGAAGUCCAGCAAAACAUCCAUCACCUCCAUUGCCGUACUCAACCUCAUCUUCGCCCACUUCAUCUUCCUUCUCACUGUGCCCUUCAGGAUUUACUACUACACGACUCAUGCCUGGAACCUGGGCUUCGGGUUUUGUAAAUUCGUCAGCGGCAUGAUCCACAUCCACAUGUACAUGUCUUUUAUCUUCUAUGUGAUCAUCCUCAUCACACGCCUGAUGGCGGCUGAGCAGAUUGCCCACUUCCAAAGAAUUCACGCACUCCUAGUCAGCGCUGUGGUGUGGAUAGUUGUGCUUGUUGUGGUCCCUUGCAUUAUGUAUUAUAUCUACGGCAAUAAUGCUCACUCUCAGAGCUCGGAAAUAAGGAACAACGCUAUUUGCUUCCAGUUUGGCAACAACAUCGAGUCUGCAGCCAAGGUGUUCAACUACAUCAUCAGCACACUCAUCAUAGUGGUGGCCACUGUGCUCACAGGCCUCCAAGCCAAUGUCCUGAGGAUUUUAUACAGGAAGCAUCGCCAGGGGUGCACCUCUCAACAGGAAUUCUGGGCUCAGCUGAAGAGUCUGUGCUUUGCUCUCAUCAUGGUGGUCUGCUUCAUUCCCUACCACUUGUUCCGACUGUAUUACUUAGAAAACCUUGAACUGCAGAGUGUCAAUGAGGUGUUUCUGAGUCUGACCACUUUUAACUGUUUGGACAUGCUCACCUUCUUAGGAAGGAGAACCUGCUACACAUGCUUCCCAGGAAAGGCUGUUUGAACAUGUGUUUUGGGGGGUUAAGAAGCUUUCCCCUCCUCUCAUUUCUUAAUUUGAACAUCCUCCUUUCCUUUCCUUUCCUUGCCUCCUUUACUUGUCCCUUCCAACUGAGAUGGAAGUGGAGGAGGCAGGGAAGGAGGAGGAGCUAACAUAAUUAGACAUCCUUGCUUCUGAGCUGUUAUUUUAAAGCAACAUAAAUUAAAUAUGAUAUCUGGCACAGCUGCAGCAUCUGUAGCAGCUGUUUGCACUUGUAAAUAUCAUGUCGCAGUUGAAUUAAAUGUACCCUACAUUCAACAAUGAAACCACAAGUAAUAUCAAGGUGAAAUGUCAUUAAGGAAUGCGGCUCCUUAUGAGGCACAACAUAAACAGUGAAGGGCAGAACAUUUGAUUGUGCAUUUUAUCAUCUUAAAAACAAAUUAUGAUGACAAAAGGAACACUUACAUUUGAAGAGCCCUUCUCCCGCCAUGGUUUGUAUAUUACAGCUGUGAUGCUCUAAUGUGUCAUGCCCGUUUUAUACAUCAGGGGAGCCAAAAAGACUUCCAAAAGUAUACACCUGUACAUCUCACUCAUAUCUCCUCUGACAAGCCUCCUUUCUCCUUGAGAUGCAUUUUAGGACCCUUCAAAAUGGUGUGCAGUGUUAUGUCAAUUUGAGGAAGAAAUGAGAAGAGCGCUUUAUUUCCUUUACUUAGUAACUUAAUUUUACUUUACUGCUCUUUAUUUAAGACAAUUGCUUAUGUGCAUCACAAAACGGCUAACAUGAUAUAACAUCUUUUCAAAAAUACAGAUGGAAUGAUACAAAUAAAAAAAAAAACAAUAAUGAAAAUAAUCUUUACUGAAUACUAAGUAGCCUUUUUGGGGCUGUUGUCAACAGGAUUUAUUAUGUUCUGAUGAGCUUGAAAUCCAACUAAAUGUCUCCCAUCCAAGCUCUCUCAGAUAUUAUUCCUACCAUUGCUAUGUCAUCUGCUAUUCUUUUGUAAUGUGAUUUAUUAAACUGUGUCUGUAAAUCAUUACUGGAAUUUUUGUCAGAAUUUGAUAGUUGAAAGUGCAGAGAGAGAGAAUAAAACACGAGCAGGGAAAGAGGUAUGACAUGCAGCAAAUGUUGUGUUGUUUGUGUCCAGACCAGUGGGCUACCAGGACAACCUUUGAACUGUUUCUAUUUGUGAACAUUGAAAAAAUUUGACAUGACAUAAAAAUGUCCUUUGCAUUUGCCUCAAAAUGAGUGAACUCUUGCCACCUGCUGGUCUUUGUAUAUACUACACAGGCAAGUUUGAAGUGUAUAAUGCUCGAUUACGCCAUUGAUCUUUAGGUUCCCUCUUUUUUUGUAUCCAAAGUGUGAGUUCUUGUAAAAGAAAGUGGAAAUGAAAAAUAAACAUAUUUCACUGUAUUUUGUUACACCUGUGUACAUAGCUGGAGUGAA
Molecule: messenger RNA, 2469 nt
Organism: Centropristis striata (black sea bass)
Lineage: Eukaryota; Metazoa; Chordata; Actinopteri; Perciformes; Serranidae
Gene: gpr141
Product: probable G-protein coupled receptor 141
Exons: 2
Coding region: 138-1055 (305 amino acids)
Biological process (GO): G protein-coupled receptor signaling pathway
Cellular component (GO): membrane
Molecular function (GO): G protein-coupled receptor activity; oxysterol binding
Source: RefSeq, a predicted model, not a curated record